Drosophila subpulchrella is the source of this 3901-nucleotide messenger RNA. RefSeq names its product casein kinase I (gene gish). Gene Ontology annotation, molecular function: ATP binding; protein serine/threonine kinase activity. The coding region runs from base 1343 to 2989 and encodes 548 amino acids. The record is from RefSeq and is a predicted model, not a curated record. NCBI's taxonomy places the organism in Eukaryota, Metazoa, Arthropoda, Insecta, Diptera, Drosophilidae. Gene Ontology annotation, biological process: signal transduction; peptidyl-serine phosphorylation; endocytosis. The transcript is spliced from 16 exons. Gene Ontology annotation, cellular component: cytoplasm; plasma membrane; nucleus.
UGUUCGAGUGUGUGUGUGUGUGCAGGCAAGGGAAAAAAUCGCACCAUUUUUCUCGUGCUCUCUUGCGUGCGUUUUUUGGUCUUUCGAGGACAGUUUCGUUGGAAAUCAAACAAACAAGAGCCCAGCUAAAUAUGUAAAAAGUAGUGCAUUAAGUAGUUAACGAGAAAGCGACGAGCGCACAGCUGCAAAUCGAGUUGCAAAUUGUAAUAUUCGGUCCGAACGUGUGUAACUGUGUCUGUGCGUGCGUGCGUGUGUGCGAGUGUAUGGGUGAAAAAAUGAGGCGUAGUGAAAAUGCGUGCAAAACUGUAUAAAAGAUUGCUAUGAUAUCCAGGAGCUGAAGCCAUGUGCUAUAAGUGUUUAAGCGUGCAACUGACCGGUUAAAUUGUCCAUAACUGAAAUUUAACUACACCUUUAAGCAGCAGCAGAAGCACUUUUGCCUAAAAUGUCAGCCGCCUCUGGGAGGAAUAAAAACAUAGCAACAAACUGAAUGAAUACAAUUCGGAGUUUCAGAUUUGUUGUCACACAAAUUGUUGGAUAAAAUGUGCAAAAGUGUGUUUGUCAAAUUGUUUAGCCAAAAUUAUUUGUUUACCUAGUUAUUCAGCGUAGCUCGAGACUGUAUUCCUUUACUCCCAACAACAACAACAACAACCACAACACACACACCUGGCUAAUUUGCACCGGAAUCUAAAGAACUGAAACCGAAAUUAAAGCCCAAGUUCGAUCAACGGAUUAGCAAAAUAGGAAUCAAAUAAUUCUACGAUAAAUAGCCCGCCUUUUGACAUAUGUACACAUAAAUACACAACAGCACAUACACAUACACCAAAACAAAAGUUUAAAAUUAAAAACAAAAGGAGAUAUAGCAACAAAGCUGAAAAUUCAAGGAGAUGCUGCUCAAAUUUCAUACUUAAUGUCAAACAACAACGACGACCCCACAGCUAUAGCAACAACAACAGCAGUUAGAGAAGGCAAAGGAACAACAGGAGUAACUGUAAGCUAGCGAAGAGAGUGGAGAGACGUGAAGAGACGAGACGAGCUUAUUACACACACCUGUCGUCGUCGCCCAGUGGGAGAAAGAGCGAAGAGAGCGGCGGAUCUCCCGUGUGUGUGUUAUUCGCAUGCGCGAAAUGCGCGGACGCUAAGUGAGUAUCUUGCAGAUCCUUCAGUUUGCUUAUCAAACCGAACCCGCAUUUCGGAUCAAACCAAUCGCCAAUCAGCAAGAACAACUGGAAGAACUACACCUACACAAAAUCAGCAGCGGCAGCCGAUCAAAAUUCAUUAUCAAAAUUCACGGAAAGGCAAUCGACUUCUUGAGUCAAGAUUCAAGCGAAAUUAGCUAGGCGAAAUGCAGCGACGAGAACGGCAAGCAAGUGGCGGUGGCCCACAAACGACAACUGCCGGUCCAUCCGCUGGUAAUGUGGCAAAUGCCACCACAGCCCUAGCCGGUGGUAAAAGCUCAAGCAAUAACAUGUAUUCCACCCGCCAAUCUGUAAGCACCACAACCGGUGUACUUAUGGUCGGACCAAAUUUUCGCGUCGGUAAAAAAAUUGGCUGUGGUAAUUUUGGCGAAUUGCGUUUAGGUCGUCGAAUGUGUUGCUUUGGUGGUGUUGGUGUCGGAGGGCGUAAUGGGCGUGGCACUGCUGAUAGCAGUGAGACAGGCAAAAAUCUUUACAACAAUGAACAUGUAGCAAUAAAAAUGGAGCCUAUGAAGUCAAAGGCUCCGCAACUACACUUAGAGUAUAGGUUUUAUAAACUAUUAGGAUCACAUGCCGAUAACGCCCCAGAUGGCAUACCACGCAUUUAUCAUUUGGGCACUUGCGGUGGCCGUUAUAAUGCCAUGGUUUUAGAGUUAUUGGGAUUAUCAUUAGAAGAUCUCUUCAAUAUUUGCGCCCGUAAAUUUUCACUUAAGACUGUAUUGAUGAUAGCGAAACAACUUCUCCACCGGAUCGAAUAUGUUCAUAGUCGGCACUUAAUAUAUAGGGAUGUGAAACCAGAGAACUUUCUCAUCGGCAGAACGUCAACAAAACGUGAAAAAAUUAUACAUAUAAUUGAUUUCGGUUUGGCCAAAGAAUACAUUGAUUUAGAUACAAAUAGGCAUAUACCAUAUCGGGAGCAUAAGUCCCUAACUGGAACGGCACGUUAUAUGUCAAUCAACACGCAUAUGGGACGUGAGCAAUCGCGACGCGACGAUCUGGAGGCAUUGGGUCAUAUGUUUAUGUAUUUCUUAAGAGGUUCACUGCCGUGGCAAGGCCUGAAGGCUGAUACACUCAAGGAGAGAUAUCAAAAAAUCGGUGAUACGAAACGAGCAACACCCAUCGAGGUGCUUUGCGAUGGACAUCCGGAAGAGUUUGCGACAUAUUUGCGUUACGUACGGCGGUUAGAUUUUUUCGAAACUCCCGACUAUGAUUUUCUGCGAAGACUGUUUCAAGACUUAUUCGAUCGUAAGGGAUACACCGACGAGGGCGAGUUCGACUGGACAGGGAAGACAAUGACCAAGGAACAGCUGGACCAAAUGAAGGUCAUAAAGAAUGCACCACCAUCGCAUUUGGCAAAAAAUAAGUCUGACAAGUCAACGCCCGUCGGAUCUCUGCAAACUGGCCAUGAAGUCAUCAUUUCACCAAAUAAAGAUCGUCAUAAUGUUACGGCUAAGGAUGUUUCAUAUUUUGAUUUUGAUGACGAAGUUGAUAAUGAGAAUGAAGAAUAUAUAAUACUUCAGACAAAUGCCAAAGGAGGUGUUGCUGCGUGGCCUGAUGUGCCAAAGUCGGGGGCAACACUGGGCAAUCUAACGCCGGCCGAUCGGCAUGGUUCAGUGCAGGUUGUGAGUUCGACGAAUGGCGAACUAAAUCCGGACGAUCCCACGGCCGGACACUCAAACACGCCCAUCACACAGCAGCCGGAAGUCGAAGUGGUCGAUGAAACAAAUGGUUCCUUAUAUUCCAGAUGUUGUUGUUUCUUUAAACGAAAGAAGAAGAAAUCGACGCGCCAAAAAUGACUAGACGGUGUACAAUGUAGUCCAGAACGCGAGGCAGUCACCCUGCUGCGCGCCACUUCACAUUCAAACUCACGGGAUAGCGUAUUGAAUAAUCCGAGUCAGGAUUAUAUCCAGCAGGCAACGUCGCAGCACACGUUGCGUUAUCCUCCAUCCGCGUCGAUGCUGACGCCAACACCAACUACAAACACACCGACACUUCCGUUGUAAUUUAUAUAAAUAUAAAGCCAGAUGCAGAAUGCAAAAAGCAACAAAAAAAUAAUAUAUUAAAUCAAACAAAAAAAAACAAACAAACAAAACCCCAACAACCACAAAACAAAAACAAAAGAACCCCCGUACACAUUAAAUACACUAAAAAACAGUAAAAACAAACAAAAUGAAACCAAUUUUGAUUAAUUAUUGUAAUGAUUGUAUUUUAUUAUUAUUUUUAUUAUUUACCAAUUUUGCGUUUAUUAUAUAAAUUAUUAUAAUUAUUAAUUAUAUUAUUAAUUAAUGCUAUUAUAAAUAAAAAAGAAAACAAAAUUCAAACGUAAUUCAAACCGACUAGAAAUGACACGGCAAUUCAAGCAAGAAUCCCUCACAACCUAGGCAGCUCCUCCCGUCGGUGUCUCUUGUGAAGGUAUUCGGAAUGAAAGAAAGAAAGAAAGAAAGCUCCCCAUUACCACUACCAAUGCCACACACCCCUCAAAACCCUAUUGCUCUUAACUGACGGAAACUUAAACACACAAAAAACCACUUAAAGCAUAUUUAUAUAUUAUAAACAUAUAUUAAAAGAGACGAAAACAAAACUAGUGCAGCAUCAUUUAAUGAGAGAAGGAAGAAAACAUAUUUAUACGCAACCAACAAACUUGUAAAUUAUAAUGAAAGAAAAGAAAGCGAAAAUAAACAUCAUUUUUUAAAACUAUUUAAAAUAAA